This is a messenger RNA of Pocillopora meandrina, 1811 nucleotides long. The record is from the annotation of a GenBank genome assembly. Lineage: Eukaryota; Metazoa; Cnidaria; Anthozoa; Scleractinia; Pocilloporidae.
AUGUCAGUUCAGUCUGGAGGUAGUAAGAGAAAGCCUUGCUUUCGUUAUGGCUUUCUGCACAAGAGCUUUCAAGAGUUCUUUGCCGUUUUUCAUCUUGCUUUAAAUAUUCUCAGAGAAGAUGAGGAAGCAGAAAUCGCACUCAUAGAUAAAAGAUUUCUGGGUGAGCUGAAGCAGGUGCUUUUGUACAUAUGUGGAGUUGUUGCUAUGAAAUCCGAGGAAACUGCUAAAUUUCUUAUACAGAAAAUUACUGCUCAUGUAAAUAGGGUAAGAGCGAAUUUUAAAAGAGUAAGGAGAAUCAUAAAAUUGACAUUUUGUUUAAUAGAGGAAUGUGGAAAAUGUAACAAAAGCCUUCGAUCCCAGUUGCUUCAUGAGUUUGGGGCUCACCUCGAGCUUGAGGUUUGCACCUUAGAAAUGAUUCCGCGAUUAGACUUUUUCUUGGAAAGUCUCUCAUGCAAAACCUUUUUGACCGGUCUAGACCUAAUUCCUAUUUUUAGGAAUUUCGAGUCCGUUGGUCUUGUGAUUAGCGAUAAAGGAAUUGCUCUACUCUCUCAGGCCCUUUCAGUCAUUACUACAUUGACUCAUUUGAACUUGGGUAACAAUCUGAUUGUUGAUUCUGGUGCUGCUUCUCUCUCUCAGGCCCUUUCAGUCAAUACUUCAUUGACCCAUUUGAACUUGGACGUCAAUAAGAUUGGUGCUUCUGGUGCUGUUUUUCUCUCUCAGGCUCUUUCAGUCAAUACUACAUUGACUUAUUUGAACUUGGGUAACAAUGAGAUUGAUGAUUCUGGUGCUGAACAUCUCUCUCAGGCCCUUUCAGUCAAUACUUCAUUGACUCAUUUGAACUUGGAUGUCAAUAAGAUAGGUGCUUCUGGUGCUGUUUUUCUCUCUCUCAGGCUCUUUCAGUCAACACUACAUUGACUUAUAUGAACUUGGGUAACAAUGAGAUUGAUGAUUCUGGUGCUGAACAUCUCUCUCAGGCCCUUUCAGUCAAUACUACAUUGACUCAUUUGAAAUUGACUAACAUUAAGAUUGGUGCCAUUGGUGCAGCUCAUCUCUCUCGGGUACUUUCGGUCAAUACUACAUUAACUCAUUUGGACUUGGAUAAAAAUAUGAUUGGUGAUGGUGGUGCUGCCUAUCUCUCUCAGGCUCUUUCAGUCAAUACUACAUUGACUCAUUUGGUCUAGGGUGUCAAUAGGAUUGGUGUAUCUGGUGCGUCUUAUCUCUCUGAGGCUCUUUCAGUCAAUAGCAGUUUGACUCAUUUGAAUUUGUGGCUUAAUAACAUUGGUGCUUCUGGUGCUGCUUCUCUCUCUCAUGCCCUUUCAGUCAAUAGCAGUUUGACUAAUUUGAACUUGGGUGGCAAUAAGAUUGAUGAUUCUGGUGCAACUUCUCUCUCUCACGCCCUUUCAGUCAACGCUAAGUUGACUCAUUUGGACUUAGGUUUCAAUUGGAUUAGUGCAUCUGGUGCUGCUUCUCUCUCUCAUGCCUUUUUAGUCAAAAGCAGUUUAACUAAUUUGAACUUGACUAACAAUAAGAUUGGUGCUUCUGGUGCUGCUUCACUUUCUAUUGCCCUUUCAGUCAAUCAAAGUUUGACUACUUUGAACUUGUGUGGCAAUAAGAUUGAUGAUUCUGGUGCUAUUGCUCUCUCUCAGGCUCUUUCAGUCAACACCACAUUGACUGACUUGUAUUUGGAUUGCAAUCAAAUUGGUGAAUCUGGUGUUGUUUCUCUCUCUCAGGCUCUUUCAGUCAAUACUUCAUUGGCUCAUUUGAUCUUGAAUGAGCAGAACAUUGAUCUUGCUGGUGAUACCUCUUUAUAA